Pseudo-nitzschia multistriata is the source of this 2035-nucleotide messenger RNA. NCBI's taxonomy places the organism in Eukaryota, Bacillariophyta, Bacillariophyceae, Bacillariales, Bacillariaceae. The record is from the annotation of a GenBank genome assembly.
CAUUGCAAGUACGAACAGAACUGUAGUUGUUUGUUUGUUGGUUUGUUUGAUGGAUCUCUCCAAGAUUCUCAGCAUCCAAACCCAAACCGUUCCAUUGCCAAACCAUUCUACAAGAGCAACCAACGACCACCGCACGAGCCAGAUCUCCACAACAAAAUCCACCAUGGAUGCAAGGGCGACGCAAACAACAGCAACGACAAAGGCAACGACAACCUCCCCGUCCUUCGCAAGCGAUCGAAGACGGCUCCGGAGGCAGUGGUUCUCGGGGGCCCUGCCGCUGUGGCCACUCCCAUCGCCGCGGGCGGCUUCCUCCCUGGUUCUUCUGGCCGUCCUGCUAAUCUCGGCCUCCGGGGCCUCGGCCCGGACCCCCGGGGCCGCGCGGCCGUGGAUGCCCAAGCGCCCGGAAGGCACCGCCACAGUUGCCACCCCCUUGGGUGGAAGGGUGCUUCCGGCCCCGGCGACGAACCCCACCGGGCUUUUGCUGGGCCGCCUCCGGGGGGGAUCCUCGCUGGGCGGGAGCAGCAGCGGGAGGAGGCCCUUUUCCGUGCGGCCGGCUCCCAGGCCCAGGGGAAACCCCUUUGGGAACUCGAGGGACCGGGCACCGGGUUCCGUUCGGAACCCGGGCCUCGAACCGCAGGAGCAAAGCUACGGGGACGAGCAGGAGGAGGACGUCAAGGAAGUGAUCGACGCCUUUCUCACCCGCGACUCGCGGAACUCCUUCAUCGCCCGCGUGUACGGGAUCCUGUCGGUCCAGCUCGGCUUCACGGCGCUGGUCUGCCUCCUGUUCGGAACCUACCCGCCCCUCACCAACAUCUACGUCCUCGAUUCCCUCACGGGACGGGCCUCGCCCUUUGUCCUGGUCCCCCUGGCCGGGGUCUUUCUCUCGACGAUCGCCUGGUUCCGGGUGGCCGCCAGCCCCAGGGCCCGGCAGAAGUCCCCCAACAAGUGGUGGUGGCUGGCCAUCUUUACGGCCGGGGAGGCCGUCUCGAUCGGCGCCCUGUCCAGCCUCUACAAGCUCCGGUCGGUAGUCACGGCCAUGGGCGCCACGGCACUGGCCACCGUGACGGUGUCCGUGUACACGAUCGCCCAGAAGAACUCCAAGUACGACCUCAGCCAGUGGGGGGCGACCCUCUCGAGCUGGGCGACGAUCCUGCUGGUCUACCUGAUGAUCGGCCUGGCGCAGGAGGCCGGCUGGCUGCCCCGCGGCUUCCUACCCUUCUCGCACGUCCUGUGCUCGGUGUUUUCGACCUGUCUGUUCAGCCUCUUUCUGGCCUACCACACGAAGCUCAUCGUGGGCGGGAAGCACGCCAAGUACCGGAUGAACGAGAAGGACUACGUCUUUGGCGCCAUGGCGCUCUACGUGGACAUUGUCAACAUCUUUCUCAACAUCCUGGCGCUCAUCGGGGAGGAACGGGAGCGCUAGGGAGAGCGGAGCAACACGGAGCGGAGCUGGAAGCAAGCCCCGAAGGCCUGUUUUGGUUUUGGGAAUGGCGGGAGGUCGAGGCUUUCUGUGCCCGUGGAUGGUUUCCUACGGUACAAUUGAGCAUCGCAACUGUCUCCUGCGACGGGAAGAAUGCGUGCCACUCGACGGUAUCCUCGGCCGGAAUCGUUUCGGUUGCCACGAGGCAGUGCAGCGUGAUGGAAAUGGUUGAGAACAGGAAACAGGUGCGUCGACAAUUGCUCCCCGGGUCGGAAGCAAGCCCUGGCAGAUCGAACGCACCAACACUAGCACACACAACAAUAGCAUCUCCAAUGACCGGGUUUCGGUUCUUUCGAGAGACGCAUUCGCCUCGCGCGCUGCACGCAACAGAGCAACUAUUUUUGCUUGCGCCCGUGUCGCUACGCGGUGUCUCGAACAAUAACAGUAUGUUUUAAAAAAUCCCGUUUCUAUGCUAUACUCAUUGUGGAAUCCUAUUCAGGCCGUGCCCCUGCAUUACCAGUUGUAAUUGAACGCUUUGUCUCCCAGCUGCUCGCGUAUUUUCCGAUUUUGGGUUUCGUUGUCGUCCUUCUUGCUCAAUGAAUCGACGGCCAAUCU